Sycon ciliatum is the source of this 3552-nucleotide messenger RNA. RefSeq names its product presequence protease, mitochondrial-like. The coding region runs from base 143 to 3199 and encodes 1018 amino acids. NCBI's taxonomy places the organism in Eukaryota, Metazoa, Porifera, Calcarea, Leucosolenida, Sycettidae. Gene Ontology annotation, cellular component: mitochondrial matrix. The transcript has 31 exons. Gene Ontology annotation, molecular function: metalloendopeptidase activity; metal ion binding. Gene Ontology annotation, biological process: protein processing. The record is from RefSeq and is a predicted model, not a curated record.
AUUUGUUGUUGGGCUUGGGAGUUUGUCUUCGAAUUUAUUGAUGUGCCUGGAACAGCCAGGAAGAAUCAUCUUUCCGAAGUCAAGCAGUUUUUUGGCUGGUUGUAGAUGGUUUUAGUCAGUCCAAUUUUGCCUGAACUUCAAGAUGUGGCUUAGAUCAGCUGGACACCUCAGCCGACUGAGUGCUGUCUCUCGAGUUCGCUGCCUGCCACCACGCCGAUUCUGUAAUGCUGCAGCUCAGAGUGUUGCAGAGAGCAAUGUAGUCUCUGAAACACAGACCAAGUAUCCGGUAGGCAGUAAACACCAUGGUUAUACCGUAUCAAGGGUAGAGAAUGUUCCUGAGCUCAGUCUUGCUGCUGUGCUGCUGACACACGAUAAGACUGGCGCACAGCACCUUCACGUAGCCAGAGAGGAUCGAAACAACGCGUUUGGUGUGCUGCUGAGGACUAUUCCGUGUGACAGCCGUGGUGUGGCGCACAUUCUCGAGCACUCCACUCUGUGUGGCUCACAGCGUUACCCAUGCCGCAAUGUCUUCUUCAGCAUGCUGCCACGCAGCCUGGCCACCUUCAUCAACGCUUUCACUGGGAGUGAUAUGACAUUGUACCCAUUUGCUACUCUCAACGCCAAGGACUUCAACAAUCUCCUAUCUGUCUACCUUGACUGCGUUUUCUUUCCAAGACUGGAGGAAGCUGAUUUCAGGCAAGAGGGGUGGCGCUUGGAACAGGAGUCACUGACCGAUGUGGCUAGCAAGCUGCAGUUCAAGGGCAUUGUGUACAACGAGAUGAAGGGUGCCUAUCAUGAACAAGGGCGUAUGUUCCAGGAUCAGAUUCAGCGCAACGUCCUACCCAGUAACACGUAUGCACAUGACUCUGGCGGUGAUCCAAUGGACAUUCCAGACCUAACGUGGAAGCAACUCACUGACUUUCACAAGCGACACUAUCAUCCAAGCAAUGCGAAGUUUUUCACGUACGGUGACUUACCUCUGGAUAAUCACCUGCAACGCAUCAGUGACCAUGUCUUGACGCAGUUUGAGCGCAUUGAACCUCGCACGGAAGUGCCCAGCGAGGAUAGCUGGACAGAGCCAAUGCGGAAAGUGGUAAAUUGCGCUCCUGAUCCCACUGCAACUGAGGGUGACAAGAAGGUAGUCACAUCUGCCGUGGCGUACAAAGUCCUCAGUGGGUGCACAGAGCCGCUGGAGAACCUGACUAUGUCCAUAGUGUGCCACUUGCUGACAAGCGGACCAAACUCACCGUUCUACCAGGCGCUCAUUGAAUCAGGCAUGGGCGAUGCGUACAGCACAGGAACUGGGUUGGACUUGUCACCGCGCAAUGGUAUUUUCUCAGUCGGACUUCGCAACAUUGCCGAAGAGGAUACGGACAAGCUUGAAUCCAUCAUUUUGUCCGUAAUGGAAAAAGUAGCAGAGGAAGGCUUCCCCAUGGAGCAGAUCAAUGCUGUCCUGCAUCAGCUGGAGAUUGAUCAGAAGCAUGAAGAGCAGAACUAUGGUGUAAAUAUGCUGUUGGAGUUGACAAUGUCCGUAUGGAAUCAUGAUGGUGAUGUUAUCGGAUCCCUGCGUAGAGGCGAACUUGUUGACCAAUUCAAGGCUGCGCUAGAAGCCGAUCCAGAAUUCCUGCAAAAGAAGGUCCGCCAGUACUUUGUGGAGAACCAGCAUCGCGUGACGCUGACAAUGGUCCCUACUGCUGAGUUUAUGGGAGAACGGCGACUCUCUGAAGAGGCUCGUCUGCAGAAAGCAUCCGAAGCGCUCUCAGAAACUGACCGUCAGAACCUUCUUGCCGAAGGAUUGAGAAUGGAGAAUGCCCAGAAUGAAAUCUCGGACGUAUCCAGUCUGCCCAGCAUCCAGUUGCAAGACAUUGACCGGCAUGUCAAGGAGGAGGAACUUUCCACAGAGUCUGUUGAUGGAACAUCUGUGCAGUACUGCCUGAAACCAACGAAUGGACUCACGUACUACCGCCAUCUAUCUAGCAUCACGGCUGUCCAGGCUGACGCUGUGCCCUAUCUGCCACUGUUUUGUCACUUGAUUACACGGGUUGCUUGUAACAACAUGACUUACCAGCAACUGGCACAGGAGCUGAAGGAACACCUUGGCGGCCUGUCUGCAUCUUGCUAUGUGGCACCUCACUACAUCGAUGAUCAAUCCAUUGAGCAGGCUAUUCUGUUCCGAGGCUUUUGUCUGGAUCGAAAGAUACCGUACCUCUUCAGCAUUCUGUCUGACAUAUUCUCCAAUCCUCACUUUGACGACGUGGCUCACAUGAAGGAUCUGAUAAAGAUGCGUGCUACAUCCAUCAAAGCCAGCCUGACACCGAGUGGUCACCACUAUGCCAUGGCAUCCGCUGCCAGUUCACUUUCACCACAUGGACGGUUAUCGGAGACGUUUGGCGGCUUGUCUCAGAUGGCAUUGAUGCGGCAGAUUGCUGAUAGUGAAGAUCUAACAGAAGUCCAGGAGCACCUCAGACAACUUGCUUCCAGUGUUCUGGACAUUUCAGAGUCAAGGCUGGCUAUCAAUGUGGAGGCUGCACAGCGUGAUACUGUUGAAAACAGUCUAUUGAACUUCUUGUCCGGGGUUCCGAGGGACCGCACUGACCUUGACGGUCAUGUUCAGUUUGGUAACUUUGUUGGCGAGAGUAAGAAGCGCUUGUUCUCGUCCAAGGCCCUGGACGUAUCGUAUGCAAGUCACUCUGUGAGAACUGUUCCGUACUCUCAUGAUGACCACAGCCAUCUUGCUGUCCUGGCGCAUCUACUCACAGACAAAUUCCUACAUCGUGAGAUCAGAGAGAAGGGUGGUGCAUAUGGCGGCGGCUCUGUUAUGAAGAACGACCAUUUCACUUUCUAUUCAUACCGUGACCCCAGCCCAGUGAAAUCCCUGGAGAGCUUCACUAAGGCUGCAGAGUGGGCUGCAGAAGGUGCCUUCUCUGAUACUGAUAUUGACGAGGCAAAGCUAGCAGAGUUCUCUAAGUUGGACAAGCCUGUGCUGCCAGCGUCUCGUGGUGAUCGCCAGUUUCUACGCGGUAUUUCCGAUAAAGCAAGGCAGAUCAACCGAGAUCGCAUAUUUUCUGUCACUCGUAACGACCUGGUGGAUGUGGCGAAGCGAUACAUUUUGGCUGAUGAGGUCAAGCAUGGCAUCGCUGUUAUCGGCCCAGAAAGUCAGCAGCUAUCUGACAGCGGAUUUGAGGUGAAGCAGAUUUGAGCAACCCUAUUCUUUUUGGGGGAGUGCGCAAGCACAUGCGCCUUUCAUACUUGCUUUUCCACCGUUUUUCUAGAUACCUUGUGUAAAGAAGACUAUAUAUUUUGACAUAUAUUUUUAAAGAAUAGCUCGAGCAUGCCUGCUUCACUCGAGUCCUGUACAGGUUCCACUUUGAGAUAAAACUGCCAUGCAACUGAACAUGAAAUCAAACGCCAUCACACGAAUACAUGUACGCUGAAGUAUUUACCAUACUUGAAACUUGUUUUCAAUCUCUUUUCGUAUUAGCUCUAUGUUGCAACCUUCUGCUAGGAAUGCAUUUAGAAAUGUUUUCCAGUUUGGAAAAUGAACUACCUCAA